UACACGUAAAGGUGUACUUACGUUUAUGUAAUUGUGCAUUUAUGGUAUACAAUUUCACGUGAAUAAAAUACAGUUGAAUGACAGCAUAAUUUACAUUAUCAUUUUGUGCAGCUGAAAUUGUUUGUAGCACAAUAUGAUGCUUAAAAUGUGGGAAUCUGCGGAUAAAAUUGUGAGGAAAGAUGUGAUAAAUCCUGGAUUUUUUUUGUGGAAACCGACGGAAUGCGCCAGUUGCGGUGUUCUUAUUGAAAAUAUACAGGUUGUUAACACAUCCGCAGAUGAUUUGAAAGAAAAAUUUAAUUCGACUAUUUUAGAUGGUACAAAUGAAAAAACAUUAGUUAUUGGUGAAGCUAAUUGUGAAAUAGAUUGCCAUAUUGAACGAGCAAUUCAAAUGAUGAAUAUACAUGAGAAGAGUGUAGUCACUUUGAAUAUUUCAUUAGAAAACAAUGAUAAGCCUUUAAUUAUAAAAUUCGAAGUAACAUUAACUAAAAUGGAACCAUAUGAGCCAAUCUGGGAAUGGACACCAGAAGAAAAGUACAGAAUAGCAUUAAAAUAUAAAGAAUUUGGUGUUGUUUUGUUUCAACAAUCUAGAUGGGUUGAUGCAUUUCAUAAAUUUAGUAAGGCUUGUAAAAUACUUAUAACAUUGGAACCAAUAUAUGAUUUAAAGCUAGACAAAAGAUUGGAAGGGGAUAUUAAUAAUUUGAGAUUGGUAUUGUAUAACAAUAUGGCUGGAUGUCAAUUGAAUCGUAAAAAUUAUGAAUACACUAUUUCCUUGUGUACCAAAAUUUUGAAUAAAGAAACCGAUAAUGUUAAAGCUUUAUACAGAAGAGGAGUAGCAUAUGGAAGUUUAAGAAAUGUGGAAAAUGCAGUUGCCGACUUAAAAAUGGCUGUUACAUUAGAACCAAACAAUUGUGCUGUUAAAGAAAAACUUUUAAUUUACAAUACUAAAGUGCAAGAAGCAAAUGAAAAAUUUGAAGACAUGGUGAAAAAAAUGUUUAAGGUAUAA
Molecule: messenger RNA, 1003 nt
Organism: Dufourea novaeangliae
Lineage: Eukaryota; Metazoa; Arthropoda; Insecta; Hymenoptera; Halictidae
Gene: Bdbt
Product: peptidyl-prolyl cis-trans isomerase FKBP62
Exons: 1
Coding region: 134-1003 (289 amino acids)
Molecular function (GO): protein binding
Source: RefSeq, a predicted model, not a curated record